UGGUCAGGGGUACUAGGGUUAGUAACAUGGUCAGGGGGACUAGGGUUAGUUACAUGGCCAGGGGGACUAGGUGUGUUACAGUAGACCAUAUGACAGGGGUUAGUAACAUGGUCAGGGGUACUAGGGUUAGUAACAUGGUCAGGGGGACUAGGGGUGUUACAGUAGAUCAUAUUACAGGGGUUAGUAACAUGGUCAGGGGGACUAGGGGUGUUACAGUAGAUCAUAUUACAGGGGUUAGUAACAUGGUCAGGGGGACUAGGUGUGUUACAGUAGACUAUAUUACAGGGGUUAGUAACAUGGUCAGGGGUACUAGGGUUAGUAACAUGGCCAGGGGUACUAGGGUUAGUAACAUGGCCAGGGGGACUAGGGUUAGUAACAUGGUCAGGGGGACUAGGGUUAGUAACAUGGUCAGGGGGACUAGGGUUAGUAACAUGGUCAGGGGGACUAGGGUUAGUAACAUGGUCAGGGGUACUAGGGUUAGUAACAUGGUCAGGGGGACUAGGGUUAGUUACAUGGCCAGGGGGACUAGGUGUGUUACAGUAGACCAUAUGACAGGGGUUAGUAACAUGGUCAGGGGUACUAGGGUUAGUAACAUGGUCAGGGGGACUAGGGGUGUUACAGUAGACCAUAUUACAGGGGUUAGUAACAUGGUCAGGGGUACUAGGGUUCGUAACAUGGUCAGGGGGACUAGGUGUGUUACAGUAGACCAUAUUACAGGGGUUAGUAACAUGGUCAGGGGUACUAGGGUUAGUAACAUGGUCAGGGGGACUAGGGGUGUUACAGUAGAUCAUAUUACAGGGGUUAGUAACAUGGGCAGGGGUACUAGCGUUAGUAACAUGGUCAAGUGUACUAGGGUUAGUAACAUGGUCAGGGGGACUAGGGGUGUUACAGUAGACCAUAUUACAGGGGUUAGUAACAUGGUCAGGGGGACUAGGUGUGUUACAGUAGAUCAUAUUACAGGGGUUAGUGACAUGGUCAGGGGGACUAGGGUUAGUAACAUGGUCAGGGGACUAGGGGUGUUACAGUAG
Oncorhynchus keta (chum salmon) is the source of this 1028-nucleotide messenger RNA. RefSeq lists its product as uncharacterized. Bases 27 to 1028 code for a protein of 333 amino acids. The record is from RefSeq and is a predicted model, not a curated record. The transcript has 3 exons. Lineage: Eukaryota; Metazoa; Chordata; Actinopteri; Salmoniformes; Salmonidae.